Molecule: messenger RNA, 7933 nt
Organism: Culex pipiens pallens (northern house mosquito)
Lineage: Eukaryota; Metazoa; Arthropoda; Insecta; Diptera; Culicidae
Gene: tun
Product: protein N-terminal glutamine amidohydrolase
Exons: 5
Coding region: 618-1250 (210 amino acids)
Cellular component (GO): cytosol; nucleus
Molecular function (GO): protein-N-terminal asparagine amidohydrolase activity; protein-N-terminal glutamine amidohydrolase activity
Source: RefSeq, a predicted model, not a curated record
CACGUGCUUGCGCCUGUAUGCGUGUUUUUGUUGUGCUCGCGGGCCGCAAGUGUUUUUCCUAAACAUUCGUGUAGCGCGCGCAACAGGACCUCUCUCGUCACCGUUGGCCAACCCCCGGCUGUUCGGAAAUGAAUUAGCCCAUGUAAACAAAGUAGAUAGUGCACCCCUAAGCUAAUACCCCGAAACAACCUAGGAUAAGACAAUAUUCUCAGUCACGACAAAAAAAAGUAUCUAACGAAAUAUUGUGCAUUUCGUUCAAAAACGAAGAAUCCUCGCGCGGUGAUUAGCGAAAUUUUGGCCCAGUUUCCCCGGCCCCCCCACAGCACGUGUGUCUGUGUGUGUAGCCUACUUUGACCCGUGGUGUGUGUGUGUGCGCGAAUCUGUGUCAACAGUGGUCCCGACCCGACCAAGAUCACCCCACGAGACUCACCGACCGAGAGAGUCAAGCAGGCUCUGAGAAUUUUCGCGAGAUAAAUUGGCGGAGCAACAACUAACAACAAGAGAGAGUUAGCAGCAGCAGCAGCAGCAACAACAACAACAACACCCCCUCGUUUCCCCACCCUUCCUAGAACAAAAGAAAAGCGUGGAAAGCGGAAGAAGAGGAAAAAGAAGCGAAAAUGUCGGCGAACGAUGCAAACUUUAUGCUGUUUCCCAGCAUUAGCGAUUGUUCCUACGUUUCGUGCUACUGUGAAGAGAACGUGUGGAAGCUGUGCGAGCAGGUGAAGAGGACACAUCCGGCGGAACUGUCCCGAAGCUACGCCGUGUUCGUGUCGAACGAGCGGCGGACGGUGCCCCUGUGGCGGCAAAAGGCCGGCCGCGGCGACGAAAAGCUCGUGAUAUGGGACUACCACGUGUUCUACAUGCACAACCCGUCGCCGAACCGGUGUCUGGUGUUUGACCUGGACACGACGCUGCCCUUCCCGACCUACUUCCACAAGUACGUCACGGAGACGUUCCGCUCGGACUACGCGGUCACGCCCGAGCAUCACAGAUUCUUCAGAGUUAUCCCGGCGGAGAAAUAUCUGGCGGAGUUUUCGUCCGACCGGAGACACAUGCGUAGACCGGACGGAUCGUGGAUAAAGCCACCGCCCUCGUACGCGCCCAUUCAGACAAGCACCAACACCCACAGCCUGGACGACUUUAUCUGCAUGAAGCCGGGCAAGGGCCCGGGCAGCGUGUACGAUCUGCUCCACUUUGUGCAACAGUUCUACAAACCGCCGGACCGGAACAUCACCAAAACGCAGAACUAAAUUACGCUUACCGGGAAGGAGAGAAAGGAUUCGUAGUAGUUAAGCAGAGGGGAAGACGAAGAAGAAGAAGAAAAACUUUAUGGGGUGGGGAAGGUGAACAAGAAGAAGAGCAAACUAUUUCAAUGUAAUGCGCGCGUCCAGAAAACAAGAAAAAAAAAUCAUGUCAGCGACAGGUGGUUGCAUUUGAAACGUAUGUUUUUAGUGUUAUAAAUUAUUACGCAGCAAAGCGGUUAGAAAAUCUUUGCUGGGAGAGUGAGGAGGAUUACAAAUAAAUUGAUUAUUAUAUUCGAUAUAUUAUACAAACACGAAAACAAAAACGUUAGGUAACGAAAUAAAGAGAGUGCGAAAAAAAGCUGUAUUUAACGGAGUGAAGAAAUUAGGCAAAUUAAUUCCAGUGGAGCUAAUUAUUUGUUACUACAAAACUAUGGCAAAGAAUGAAUUGAGAAAAAAAUACUGAAGAUCAAAAAACAUACAAACACACACACACAUACACCUUUUUCAAACUUUUACUGCACAAUUCUUAACUUUAAGUGAUUACCAGUGAAACAAGAAUGUUGAAAAAAUUAAAGAAGAAAUGACUACUCAAAAGCAGCAGCAGCAACAGCUAACGAAGCAAAAUCUAACAACAUCAACAAAAAACGAACAACUUUUUUCUGCGCAACUACUACAAUGUGAUAUUAGUUAAACUAGCGAGUUGAUAUCGUUGAUCUACACCACCCUACCUUUAAUGCAAAUUCCGCCCAGUUUUUUUUUUUUUUUGUUAUAUUGUUUUGGUUCGGUUUAGAAUUCUCUCGAAAUGAAUACCUUAUAUAUAAAAAAAGUUCUAAAACGUGGGAUUGGUGGUUGUGCAUGUCGGUCGUCAGUUUUCGUAGGAUUUGCGUGGCAAGCAAGAGGUACUAAUUGAAUUCAGAGUCGUGAACUCGGGGCGGUUUGGGGCCAUAAAUAAGCGUUGCGUAGGACAAAUUCACGCAAAAGGGAAAAUAAAUAGAAAAAUUAUGUAAGGUAGCAGAGUUUUUUGUUGUUGUUGAAGUUAAUGUUGAUUAAACAAAAAGGCUCUUGCUAAACAUUGAGUAAGGGUUAAGAACUCUUCUUUUGAUGCAUUUUAGUAACACUUUUCAAGUUGGGAUAAAAAAAGGAAUUUCACGAAAAAGGCGUUUGGUUUUGGAUGCCGAUGAUUUGGCAUAAUAGCCAAUUUUUCAAUGAUUGGAACAUCCUCUAGGGGAAGGUGGGGCAAGACGACCAUAUGGGGCAAGAGGAACAAUCGCUUGUACGGCCGUAAUUUCUAUAAUUUUGAUUACAUCCAGCAUAAGAAUUUGUUGCUGGCAAUGCAAUUAGUUGAUUCUACUACCACAUAACCGCCAAAACGACGUAAACGCCACGGGGCAAAAGAUGUAAUGAAGUUUUUUUCAAAACCUUGGUUUUUUAUAAUAUUUGGAAAGUACAAAAUAAGGCUUAGGGUUCGUUUUAAGGCUUAUUUUAUCAAAAUGCCAUUGUUCCUAGAUCAGUGGUGUCCCUACCAAUGACUUGCACCUAUUAUAAAGAAUGAUUUAACUAUUGGUUAUUAUUGUUGAGAGCUUUUAAAAAAUCUUUUUCAGGUGGGGCAAGUGUACCAUAUGGAUUUUUAGUAUGGAAAACAUUACGAAUUGCUGAAACAACAUAUUUUAUUGGGAAAUAAAUACAUAAACGUACUUUAAAACUGAUAAACAAUUGUUAAAAAAAUGUCCAUACAAAAAAAGUGAUGUUAUGAAAAUUUCCUUUUUUCAUCUAAGUAUUUUUUUUUUCGUAGAACGAUCAAUUUUUUAGUAAAAUAUUAUUAUUUAAUUUAAAAAUUUAAGCAACGUUUCAAAUACAUCCUAAUCUGCUGUAUCGAAGUGACAACAGAUCAAUUGUAAGAAAAUUAACAUGUUGUUUCAUGCAUUGUUCCUCUUGCCCCAACGGGUUGUUCAUAUAGCCCCACUUGUUGAGGAGAACGUACGAAAAAUCAAAAUUUUUAAAAUCAUUUUUUUUUCACUAAAAAACUGGAUUUUUUGAAAAUUUGUUCUAUCAAAGGCUUAGUUGAGACCUGGAAUAAGAUGAUUGUAAAAAAUCGGACAGAAUUUUUAACGUUUUUAAUGGGUUAUAACAAGCAUUUUCUUAGCUUGUUACACUUGCCCCACUUUCCCCUACCGAAAAAACGAAGUUGACUUUAUAGCAGUCGGCCACUAUUGCUAGUACCAACCACUAGUGUCUUCCUUUUAACUUCGCCGUCCUGGGCUCCUAAGUGUUUGAGUGCGGCACGGAGCGAUGGUACCGGAGACCCAUAUUGACACUUAGAAUUUUAAGAGAGCCCGAAUCGGGGUUCGAACCAGCAACCUCUGGAUUGUGAGUUCAGUGAGCGGUCCGAUUGAUUUACACGAGCGGGACAACAUCCUCUACCACGUGGAACAGAAUCUCGAUUUUGAUAAAAGUGGAUAGUGAAAUCUCAAUGAAAAUAAUUUCAAAAUCAUAAUGACAAUUUUCUUUGUCAUUGUGGUUAUGUCUGUAGCAUAAUCCAUCCAAGUUUCCAUGUUUACAUACAUCAAAUUUACGCUUCUACGCCCGAUUUUAUCAAUACCAGCUGAGCAAACUCUCAAAAAUCGAUUUUUGAAUUAUUGAUUAUUUAAGUUUGAGAGAAAAGUGAUGUUCUCAGCGCUUUUGGAGCUCUGAAAAAAGAUUUUCGUUUUGAGAUUUUAAUCAAAAACUGACGAUCGAUAUGCAAUUCGCCAUGAUUAAACAAAACUGACGUUUUAGAUUCUAACUUUUUUGCACCCAUCUAUUUCUUCCACUAAGUUAGUUUGACAUGUGCUUGUCAGUGGGACUUCUCUAAACAACCAGCCAAAUUUUGAAAUAGUAACGCAAAGAUCAAAGCGUAAAAUCACACACACAAAAAUCACUCAAGAACUGAUAGAUGUAGCAGGAACCUGACGCGGGAAAAAGGACUGCAUUUUCACACACUUUAGAAUCUCGUCACCGGGAAAAAAAUUGAUGGUUAUUUUUUCUAUAUCUAGCUGCGUACACAACUCCGCUUUAUUUUGUAUUACUUUAUUCGCCAGAUUUACGUGUGUUUUUCCGAAAAUGUUGAAAAUGAGAGCAAACACAGAAGUAGUCAUCUAUUUGUAAAGACUAUGAGAUAUAGCAAAGCGAGAACAUUAUUUACUCCUAGUAUCAUAGAUAACCUUUCUAUAUUAAAAACUUUUUCUCCAAUUUCUUAUACCAGAUUAAUAUUACAACUUUUAUCAGUCUUAUAGAUACGCGUGAAUAGAAACAUUUAUAUUAACACACACGCGAACACAUUGCAAAGCAACUCAAUUUGAAAUUUGUGUGGUUGAAUUUUACAUCCUCGAACAGAAAAAGCACCAAAAUCUUGCCUCAAGUCAGAUUGUUUCGUUGAAUCUCCUGCUUUCCAAAUUCAAGCCCCAAAAUGUUGAUUCAGUUUUCCGACUGCCAAAAACGAAUCAAAAAAUUAGUAACGAAAAUCUGUACAUUUUAAACAGUGUAUAAUUUGCUUUGACUCUCCAACCGCCUAUCAUUCGCUUUCUCUUUACCGAGAGUAACACUGCAAUGAAAACGAACGUUAACAUUUAUAAGAGGGGAAAACAAAUCACAAACAACGGAGAAAACGACAACAUCAACUCUGGAAACAACAACAGCCGAAAGAAAAGAAAAAAAAAAACAAAUAAAGGAAAAUUGCGCUAGCAAAUCGAUGGCCACAGCAAACUAAUAUAGAUAAAUUAAUCUAUUUAGCUAAAAUACUUGUUACACACACUUAUUAUUCUAUACGUCGUGCUACUCUGAACGAUUGAUUGGCCCGAAGCGAUCGGAAGAAAUGGGAUUAGUUAAUUUUAAAUAUUUGCGAGCCAAAAUUUAAAGCUGCACACACACUGACAAAAACAAACACACACAGAUGUGCAUGCAAAGGUUAAAAAUAAGCGAAAUUUAACUGUGUAAAAUUAUCACGAAAAAAUCUGUAGAUGAUUUGUGGGUUUUUUUGUGGAUGGAGGUGAGAUUUUGUUAUUCAAAAAUAAUUAUUACGAUUUAUGACAAUUUUUCUAAACCAUAUCGAAUUAGGAACUUCUACCUUAGGUUGCUACGGGAAAGCAUAACAAGAAAAGCUUCCCAUUUGAAAUGUUUCACCAUGCGUGAAAUAUUUCAGGUUCUGACAAAAAAUCCACGCAAAAUGAAGCAUCCGUUUGUCAUUUGGUAUUCUGUUUAUUUUUUCGGUGUUUUUUUCUAGGUUUUUAUUUUAUUCAAAUUUUAGACUUUGAACCACUGACAAAUGGAUACAACAUUCAGAACAUUUGUUUACUUUGAGCUGUUCACUAUAUUAUAAUUUUUUUUUAUUGUUUUUCGAUCUUUAUGAAACUUUUUCUACGGAUUAACUGAAUGGAAAAUUGAGCAGGAUUUCGAAUACUGAAAAUGUUCUUCUUAAAAAAUUUAGAAUUUUGUUUAUAAACUUAUUUUUUGACAAUGUAAAUCGGACAUUCAACCAGACUUUUUGACAUUGGACAAUGUUUUCCAAGAUAUUAUCAUUGGAACUUCCAGCCAAAUCAUUUAUCAUAAAUUUAAAUCUUUGCUUGAUAAUCAAAGAUCGGAUCAAAAAUGUCCAAGAAUGAAAAUUGAUGAUAAUUUUCUGAUCUCUUCGAUGAUUUUCGUCACAGAUAGAUGAGAUGGCACAAAAUAUUUUUCAUAUAAAAAUGCAGUUUUUUUCUAUUUAUUAAAUCCUGACUUUUGACUUUUUUCGGAAACGGAGCAUAUUAUCAUUUUUUUUAAAUCAAUAUUGACUGAAAUUAAAUUUUACAAAAGAAUAUAUUUGAAAGAAAAAAUGAGUCAAAGCAUUCCAAAAAACGUUUUUUUUUUUCAGAAUAUUAGAAACUCGGUCAAAUUACAAUGUCCGUCAAAACACAUUAAAAAAUCGCUCUUUUUCGUGUCUGACAGUUCAUCAAACUCGCAAACAACUCAAAAUGUAUGUGUCUAUAAACAAAGACAAGCAUACAAAAAAAGAAGACAAACUGCCAAACUGUCAAAAAGUGCGAGUUUGUUUGUCAUAGUCUAAUACCUGCUUGACUUUGUGUAAGAUUAAAUUUUUUUAAAUAAGUUUGUUUGGAGAAUUAAAUUUACCCUGCCGUGCUUAACGCAUUUCACAGAACCUUAAGGGAAGGAAGAAUGCGCGGACAUACCGUAUCAAACGCUUCGAUUAACUAUUUGCAAUGAGGAGGGAGACUUUCUUUUCAAUAUUUUCUAUUAAAUAAAUUUAUCAGUUGAAACCUGGUUUGGGAUCUCAAUAUGUUUGGAAUCACAGAAUCUCAAACUAUCUCCAUAAGAAACCACUUUCAUCUACCAGUAAACUACGAUUUUACUAGACAAACAUUAAUAUAAAAUUGAAUAACUAGAAGCUUAUGAUGUAAACAUGAGGUAAACUGUAAGAAAGAAAAAAAAAAGUAACACAAAAAUCACCUUGAUUGGGUUCUGGCCGAUUGACGGGAGGUAUAAAAACAUAAAUGAGAAUAAUGUGAUUGCAUAUAGUCUUGUGGUUUACUGUAGUUUGUUUUUAUUGAAAAAAAAAAAACGUAAUGAUUUUUAUCAAAUCAAUUUUUUUAUAUGAAUAUAUUAACAAAGCAAAAAAAAGGCAAAAGGGAAAAAAGUAAUUAUAUUUACAUUAAACAAUAAUCAAAUUUAUCUAUGAAACGUGUGCGACUACUAAACCAACGCGAUUUGGGAAUCUGCAUUUAAGCGCUGCAACUAUCUUCCUUCGAAACCGGGCUUGUUUGUGUUGCACCGUUUUGAUUUUGUCACCAAAAAAGCUCUAUUACUUUACAAAUAGAUCGCCAAGUCUACACACACGAACGUCUUAACAAAACCUAUUUGCCUGUACCAGUGUUUAAGAGUUAGAAAAAAAACAGACCCACAACAAAAACUUGUUGAAUCCCAGAAGAGCACUUUACAUUUAAAAGCAACAUUUCUGAAACACUUUCAAACUAUUUUAAAACGACUCCUCGGCUAGUUUUUACAUGUACUCUUUAAAAAAGCAGGAAUGACUGUUAGCAAGGGAUAAACAAAACAAGAAAAAAAUUGUGGAGUAAUCCAAUGACUUGACAUAAAAUAAUUGUUUGCCCAGGGCAUUUCCAUUGCAUUAGUAGCUGUAUAGUUAAAAAAAAAACACAAACACACAGUUUUGAUAUAUCAGUACCACUUGAAAAGAGUACCUCUAUCUGUCAUCCCAAGCAAUUUUUCCUUUUUUAUUAAUUCGCAUAAUCCUGUUAUCGCUGUUGAAGCAAAAAACAAAUCUUACAUCUAUUUCUAUUUCUACACGUAGUUGUUAAGAUAAGCUCAGAAUAGUGAACAUCCCCACGCAAAACAUAAAAAAAUAUCUGUUGGCAUAUUCAUUUCAUUGUUAUUUGUCCUAAAAUCUUCUAUCGUCUAGAUGCAAUAUAGAAAAGCAAAAAAAAGAUACAUUAAGGUCAUGCAACCCAUUUUUGAAUAAUCAAUGCGUUUUGAUGUGCGUCUCGUAAUCCCUAAAUACUUACAAAAAAAAAACAAAGUUUGAUUCUAAUAAAAUAUAUACCAAAAACAAAUGGGCAAAAAUUGAAGUAUAAAAAGAAUAACAAAUUGUAGAAUUUUUAAAUGAAUUUGCUACCACAACAAAGAAGAAGCAAACAAACGAAUAA